Molecule: messenger RNA, 5789 nt
Organism: Phoenix dactylifera (date palm)
Lineage: Eukaryota; Viridiplantae; Streptophyta; Magnoliopsida; Arecales; Arecaceae
Source: RefSeq, a predicted model, not a curated record
CUGGAAUGGUGAAAAGGAUUAGGUGAGAAAUGACUUCGCUGGUUAAGCUGGCUCUCUUUGAUUGCUGGAGUAAUGAAAAGUAAUUGAUUGCUCUUGUGAUCAUUUAACAAAUAACGAGGGUCAUCAAACAAAAUUUUUACCUGAGAUACCAAAAGGUGAUGCGUUCUUUUCUUCUUUUUUCUUUUCUAUUUGCAUGUACAUAAGUAUGUCAGAAACUAAUUACAUGACCAACCUAGGGUAUUUAGAAGAGCAUAUCCAUUUUCACCAGCUUGCACAGUUCUUAAAUGGAUCUCAGGCUCUACUGGCUUCGUCUAUGUUCUUGACCAUUUUUAGGCUAGUCUUAGAAGACCCAUGUACUCUUUGUUGUAUACUUCUCUCUGUAUUUGGUCAAGCUAGUCUUCUUAAUAGAACUCUUAUGUCUAAUGAAUGUCAAUAAUUUGAUAGAAUCAAGGAUUUGAUGGAUGGCUAUUAUGAUACUAAAUAAAGAAAUUGCCAUUACCAUGUAUAAACUUGCUCUUCCCAUUCCUAACUAGAUAGCAGCAUUUUUGCCAUGGCUCAUGCAUCCUCUUGUGGCUGCUGCAUUUUGUUUAUUUUCCUCAUUAUCUACCUUGUAAUUGUGAAGGGGGUGUAUGUCUUUCUAUUCCAUCUUGAAGUAAUAUUCAUCUUUAUACCAUUAUAGCUACUCUUAUUUUUGAUAAACAUGUAUGUAUAACCUGAGCAUUAGCUCAGUGGUCAUACCUCUCUGUGUUAGACCAGCCUAGGAACUUAAAUAUGAGUAGGAGAUUUCUCUUAAUGGAGCAGCCCAUGGCCCCCCUUCCUCGGAGUUUGAUAUAUCUGAGCCCCAGCUUACUUCUGAUGGUGCAAUUCGAUGGUUAUCUGUGUCCGUUAAUCUUGUGAUCUCUAGCUUACAUGAAAUGGUUUAAAACCACUUGUGGUUUCCUGUAUUGCUGCCAUAAACAUGACCCUUUCUUGUAAACUCUUCUAUAAUUGGUGGAUGAGUUCUCAGGAAAAAUUUGCCUACGUACCAUGAUCUCCUUUCUUUUUAAAUUUGAACUUCCAGAUCUUGUAGGACUCUCUCUUUCUAUUGAAAAUAAGAUCAGAUUAAUAGGAACAUUUAUUACCUUAUUUAUCUCCUGUAUCUCGAUUUUAUAUUGUAAAUCCAUUAGCACCUACAGGUUCUUUCCUUUUAGCUCUCAGAACAUGCUCAUAUGGUUCUGUAAUAAAUAUGAAAAUUGAUUAUUUCUAAAGGAAUAAAAGUAAUAGCGCACCGAGAUUUCUCUUAAAAAAAUUGUGAGAUUGUUUGGAAAUUCCCAGUGCUCGGAUCAUGAAGACUAAAGUUUGAAUCAUGUAAUGGUUACGUUGUAUGCACAUUAUUUGUCAGAUUAAUAAGGUCCAGGGGGCAUGUAUCGUAAUUACGAUCGAGAUGAAUGAGAGGGAUGGCAUCGGUAAACUAUUUCACUAAAUUAGAAAAUAUUAUAUUUCACUUUAUAUUCUUUCGCUCGAUUAGUGAUAUUGAUAGAUCCCCACAACAAAUCAAAUCAGUGAAUCAAUCUCUAACAGCAGCAAACGGGGGGAGGUCCUCAGGUAGAUCUAUUGUAUGGGGAGGGAUUUAUCCUGCUGAGUUGAGGCAGUUGUUAGAGACCUUGCUCCAAAAAAGUGAAAAAAAAAGAGGUUUUUGUAAAAAAGAAACCAGAAGCAGGAAAAUAAUGUUUGCCCUAAACUUCAUUUUGUUUAUAAGUUGCGUGAAGCCAUACAUUGUGCUGCAUUCUGUAAACCUGUGCCUAGCUGCACUUUGUUGCUUGCAUUAACUAAUCUCAGGCCAACAAGAACUAGCCACCAACAUUACUCAUCAUUGGAUCUCUAGGGUACCAGUGGGGGAUUCAAAUGCAGUACCUCCUAUACUGCAAGGAGGUGUUCUAAGAGGAUUUUGAGGUGCCCACAUCAUGAGAAAGUUGAAUAUCUACAAAUACCUCAGCAAUUGACAGACACUAGAUCUCUCUUUGCUCCUAGGCAGGAGUUUUACAAAAUUGAUUAACGUGACAAAAUUGGUUAACAUGACAAAUUUUUGCGAGCUCAUGAUCCAAAACUUGUUCAUAAUAUUGCAUAUGAAAUCCCAUAAGCACCCUGUUCAGGGAGCAACGAGCAUAUAACGUAGCUUCAGAUGACAAUCGACAAUGUUUGCUAUAUCAUGCACUCUCUCCAUAGAUUAUGAAAUAUGAAAGUCCUUUCAUAUUUAGAUGCAGAAGUUGAUACCAACAAUUCUGCUUUGCUCCUACACUUUGGAGGAUAGAGUGCGUUGCGCUUAAUCACCUAACCUUCGUAUAAGUAGAUAACCCAAUCAUCUUUUUUAUCUAUCCUUAGAAUCGUAUUUCUUCAUCCUUUUUAAAUGAUGAAACCAUAUGAACUCUUACGUGCUCAGCGCCCACCACAUUAUUCUUCUUCAAAGCGGCUGAGCUUUUGAAACCGAAAAAAGCAGUCAAAGUUUUGUGAUGAGGUCUGUUUUUUCCAUAUGGUAUUGGGAGAAUGUGAGUGUUUCUACGGAAUGGUUUGAGACAUUUGUGAAUGUAUUACAGGUGAAAAGUUAUUGUAAGAAGAUCACAGAUGUAUAUGUGAGGAUCGUUGCCAGCAUUUGUUUAGUCCCAUAUCGACUAUGCACUAGAUUGAUUUUGGGUGCUUAUAUAGGCUAAAGAAUCCAAAUAAUACCUUUUGGCAGAUUUUUUUUGGUGAGGUCCUAAGUUGUUAGAAAUUAUAUUAAAGUAGAUCCGACUCAUGGCUUGUAUAGAUUAGGGGACACUACAACACAAGCCUGUUGGGCUGACAAUGGGCUAAUCAUGGUCCGUUUGUAAUUAGAUUUUAAUGUAUUAGAACUCUUAACCUGGAGAAGACAUCAAAAUUUAAAUGGAGGGAGAAUGUUCGGAUUUGUGCAUGCAUGUAUUUAGUCCCACAUCAACUAUGUACUGGGUAGCUUGUACAGGGUAAAUAAAUUUAAAUAUUACCUUCCGAUUAUAAGGUCAUUAGUUGCUGCUAUACAUGAUUUGUAGUGACGCCUGAAAGAUAGGCAUGGGUCAAUAUUUCAAGCCAUAAAGUUCCAGAAGGGCUACUGCUAAACCAGCUUUGGUUCGCAUCCCGCUGGUCAUCCAGUUGACUAUAUUCCAACGGCACGUGUCUGCAACUCCUAACCCUGAAUCCCGAAAUAGCUUCUUCAUGCCAUGCAACGACCGUUUCAAUCCCCCCUCCCUCCUCCCCACCUGCAUUUCCGCCAUCCCUCUCCCUCUGUCUCUCCUUCUCUCUCCGUCUCCCAUCUCUUUCCUCGGUCUGUCCUCUUCUUCAUCUCUCCUCCCCCAUUUUGCUUCCACAUUCCUGACGAAGAGAUCCACAAACACAAAAGAGAGAAAUUUGAAUGGAGAAAGGCGAAUCUCCUCUUGUUGAGGAGAAGAGCAGGGAAGAGAACCUCGAGGAGGCCAACAGAAACCUCAAACAAGAGGAAGAAGAUAAGGAGGACCAAAUAAAUCAGGGCGGAAAAGAAGAGAAACCAUAUAAAGAAGCAACAAAGGAAGGAGAGCAAGGUGACAAGAGCCGAGCCUCCCAUUCAGAUGCCACUAUCAUCUUUGCCGACAUUGACCGUUUCCUUUCGGUCACCAGCAUCGACAGAGAUGGCCAGAAUCAGAGUCAUCAUGAUCCCCCUGAAAUCCCGGAAGCUGCCGUCGGGCGAUUGGUAUCACUGGUGGAGGAGGAGAUCACCAGGUACGAGUCCAUCGCCGGCGAAUGGUCACGUAAAAGUGACGAGCUCUCGCUCCUGGACGCCAUCGAUCGGAUCUCCAAGCUUUCUGCCACAAUCGCUACCAUCUUUCCAUCGGAGACAAAGUAUGGGAAGGCCAAGAACCGUGCCGGCGCCAUCGUCGAGCGAGCCAUGUCAUUCCUCGAAGAGGAAUUCCGAUCGCUCCUCGAGGAUUCACGAACCAAACCAGAGCCAAGGAGCAAACUUUCCAAGUCCAAGAAGCCACACUCGCUGCCGGGGCCUAAUCACGACCAUGGCAGCUCCACCUCAUCGGAGACAACAUCCGGCUCAACUGAAACCGAUCCAAUUUACCCGCCUGCUGUCGUCGAGAAGCUAAGAAAGAUCGCCGGGGCGAUGAUUGCCGCGGGGUACGAGACCGAGUGCUGCCAGGCGUUCAUCAUCACCCGCCGCGAUGCCUUCGACGAGAACCUGACCAAGAUCGGAUUCCAAAAGAUGAGCGUCAGUGAUGUUCAGAGGAUGCAGUGGGAGUUGCUGGAAGGGGAGAUCGCUGCAUGGAUAAAAGCCUUCAAGCAUUCCGUCGCCAUCUCCUUCUCCUACGAGCGGGAACUCGCCGGCUCGGUCUUCUCCGGCCAUCAAGCCAUCGCCGGCAGCCUUUUCAGCAACCUUGCACGAGGAGUCAUCAUUCAUCUACUCAAUUUCGCCGAGGCCGUCGCCACGGGCAAGUGCUCGGCGGAGAAGCUCUUCAACGUGCUCGACAUGUACGAGGCUCUGAGGGACAUGACUGCGGAGAUGGACAGCCUUUUCCCUGCUGAGCCCGAAGGCUCCUCCUCCUCCUCUCUUCGCACCGAUCUCCAGUCAGAGAUCUCCUCCGCCCGGUCACGGCUCGGCGAGGCAGCAGUUGCUAUCUUCUGUGACCUUGAGAGCUCUAUCAAGGCUGACAGCAGCAAGAUCCCGGUGCCGAGUGGGGAUAUCCAUCCUCUCACUCGCUACGUCAUGAACUACCUGGAGUAUGCCUCCGAAUACAAGAACACUCUGGAGCAAGUCUUCCAAGAUCACCAAAAAUCUGUCAACAAGAGCAGCAGCAACGACAAGAACAGCAGCAACAAUAACAAUGGAGGUAGAAAUUUUAGUCCAUUUGCUAUGCAAUUCAUCGAGGCGAUGGACUUGCUCGACUCGAACCUGGAGUUGAAGUCGAAGCUCUACAAGGACCCGGCAUUGAGCUACAUUUUCUUGAUGAACAACGGGAGGUACAUCAUGAAGAAGAUCAAGGGCUCGUCGGAGAUUCGCGAGCUGCUCGGAGACUCUUUGAUCAGGAAGCGGUCGUCGGAGCUGAGGCAGUACCACAAGAGCUACCAGCGGGAGGCGUGGUCGAAGGUGCUUGCAUGCUUCAAGGAUGAGGGGCUGCAGGUGAAGGGGAACGUGUCAAAGAUGAUGGUGAAGGAAAGGUUCAAGAACUUCAAUGCCAUGUUUGAGGAGAUUCACAGGAGGCAGAGCUCAUGGGUGGUGAACGAUGAGCAGCUGCAGUCGGAGCUGAGGGUGUCGGUGUCGGCGGUGAUAGUUCCGGCAUACCGAUCUUUCUUAGGGAGGUUCAGGCAGUACGUGAGUUCAGAUAAGCAUGUCAAGUAUGGACCGGAUGACUUGGAGAAUUAUAUCGAUGAGCUCUUCAGUGGAAACCCUUCAGUUGGGAUGAAGAAGAGGACAUGAUGUUUUUGGAGUAAUGGAUGGCAGAAAAGUGGACGUAGGCUAAUUUUUGAGUGGUGCUGCUCCGCUCUUCUGCACUGCUGCUGCUUGUUAAUUGUUCUCUUAUCAACGAAGGUGAAGAACGUAUUCUGUUCCGGACGCUGUCUAUAACCUUGUUCUUCUUGGUGCAUAUAUCUAUAUAGAUAUAUAGAUAUAUAUAUAUAUAAAGAUUUUACAUGAUUAGGAUUUAGGAUUCGUUAAUUUGGAUUAUUUAUUUCGUGUGAUUUACCGUCUCAGAAGAUUUUGGCAUUUGGUGUUUGGCCAAUCCAAGCUUUAACAAGUAUUACAACAUACUAAAUGAUUUUACUCU